Asparagus officinalis (garden asparagus) is the source of this 720-nucleotide messenger RNA. RefSeq lists its product as uncharacterized. The coding region runs from base 1 to 720 and encodes 239 amino acids. NCBI's taxonomy places the organism in Eukaryota, Viridiplantae, Streptophyta, Magnoliopsida, Asparagales, Asparagaceae. The record is from RefSeq and is a predicted model, not a curated record. The transcript has a single exon.
AUGGGGGUUUGCUUCAGCAAGAAGAAGAAGAAGAGGAGCAAGGAUUCCGUCGGCAGUGGGGAGAAGUCGAAGCCCAUUCAGGAUUGCAGGGAUCCGCCGCCGACGGAAUCGCCUCAAGAGGAGGAGAAAGUGAAGGAGGUGCUCUCAGAAACCCCCAAACUAGCAGCGGUAAGAUCAAAAGAUGACGAAAUUGUCAAAAGAAGCAGGAGCAGGGGCAAUGACGAUGGUGAAGAGAAAGAAGAACCUGGAGUCAACGGCGACGCAACCCCAACCCCGAGCGAGUCAGCCACAACCACCGCUACUGCAGCUUUCACGGAGCAGAGCAAAGCAGGAGAUGAGGAGGAAGAAGAGGUCGGAAUCUCCGAGAAGAAGAAGACGAGACCGAGACCGAGACCGAGAUCGAGAUCUCAGUCUCCGGCAAAAGUCGUUCACAAGAGAACAAAUUCUCGAUCCUCAGACCACAGAGAUUUUCCCGCCGCUGUUGCUUCUGCUACGAAGAAGAGAGAGAUGAGAGCAGUCGACGUGGGAUGCAGAACCUCGAGAUCAGCGCCGUCGCCAUUGAAGAAUCGCUCGAUUUCUUCGAGGAGAGAUACCGGGGAGAGAUCGGGGAGGAGAUCGGCGUCUCCCGCAGACAAUGACAGCAAGAUGAGAUCUUUUUGUGCGCCAGAACCAGCGGCGACGACGACGACGACGACGAAAGGGCGAUCUUCUCCUCAAUGA